GACAACUGUUGGCUGCCCUUCUUCGUUCGGGCCGUCAUCGAACGGUUUUUAUUGACAAUUGGUGAUGGUCGUGUUGUAGCAAUCGUGCAAAAUGCGAAUUUAACUCCAAAUUGGUCUUAUUAGCCCCCAUUUUCACCGUUGUAUGUGCUUGACAGUUGGGAAAAUCGCCCGGGAAUGGAUACAAAACGCAAACUAUCGACGCAGGGAGAUUCGCUGUACCAGAUCUUAGCACUGCCGAAGACUGCAACGUCCGAAGAAAUCAAGAAAACUUACAGACGACUAGCCCUCAAGUACCAUCCAGAUAAGAACCCCAAUAAUCCGGAAGCAUCUGAGAAGUUUAAGGAAGUGAAUAGGGCGCAUUCGAUUCUGAGUGAUCCGACCAAAAGGAACAUUUAUGAUAAUUACGGCUCUUUGGGGCUCUACAUUGCCGAGCAGUUUGGCGAGGAGAAUGUCAACGCGUAUUUUGUUGUUACGUCGACUUGGUGCAAGGCACUCUUUGUCGUGUGUGGCAUCCUGUCGUGUUGUUACUGUUGCUGUUGUUUAUGCUGCUGUUGCAACUUCUGUUGUGGGAAAUGCAAACCACGACCGCCUGAAGAAACCGGCGAUUAUCACACAUUGAAUCGAGAACAAGGUCCAAGUAAUGAACCUGUAACGAUCCAGCCAGGUAAAAGGGAGGACGGAUCUGACGAUGAAUUGGCCGGUUCGCCUAAGAACGAUUCAGCGAUUACAUCACAACCGUCUCCUAAAAAGGGCCCGAAUGCGCCCGUUUACGCCAUGCCGCCGCCAACGUCCAAUUUGGGCGAAAGUGCGGCCCUCAAUCAGGGCGACGUGCCCGUCUACACGCCAGGGAUGACGAAUUCGCCAUCGAAAGGUCAACAGUGGUGAGGAGAGAGAGUCGACGUUAACUACCAUCUAGCUCUUUAAUCCUCUAGUCAUGAGAAAGACCCUAAAACACGUCGAAUUCGUCUGGAUUUACACUUAAAAAAGUAUUUUUUGUCUCCUUGUCUUACCAUUUAUCGACACAUUUAAAACUAUUAGCCAAGUUUAAAAUAAAAAUGAAAGUACGAAUUUUUUGUAGCAAAACUCGUGUCAUGUUUAUUAGCACGUAAAAGGGUAUACAAUGUUAUAAGGAACGCCAUUUAUUAUACUUACGUCCUUCCUUUUUAUUGAUUUUUCGUUUAUUUAUUAAGGACUCGACGAGUCCUAGUAUUGUAUGCUACUUUUUUGGCAGUUGUUUAUUUUUUCUUCAAUUUUACAACUUGUUGUAAAGGGGUAUAUAAGUAUGUACUUGCUGUUAGUGUUAAAUUCAAUUUUUGAAUUAUCAAUUUUAGUGAGGACACCUGUUUGUAAAAAUAAUACUUGCAUCACUAGUUAAAAAUCUGUAAUUUUACUAUUUAUGAAUGUAUAAUUGUUAACAAACGAUUAUUUUAGCUUAGAUAUUAUACAGCAACUUCAAUGUACAUUAUGAAUUAAAUUGCGUAACAACA
Tribolium madens (black flour beetle) is the source of this 1487-nucleotide messenger RNA. RefSeq names its product dnaJ homolog subfamily C member 5-like. The record is from RefSeq and is a predicted model, not a curated record. The transcript has 6 exons. NCBI's taxonomy places the organism in Eukaryota, Metazoa, Arthropoda, Insecta, Coleoptera, Tenebrionidae. Gene Ontology annotation, cellular component: type Is terminal bouton. The coding region runs from base 175 to 885 and encodes 236 amino acids. Gene Ontology annotation, biological process: regulation of neuromuscular synaptic transmission.